This is a messenger RNA of Xiphophorus maculatus (southern platyfish), 2916 nucleotides long. It is a transcript of the gene lrrc57, whose product is annotated as leucine rich repeat containing 57. Lineage: Eukaryota; Metazoa; Chordata; Actinopteri; Cyprinodontiformes; Poeciliidae. The transcript has 6 exons. Gene Ontology annotation, molecular function: protein binding. Bases 226 to 942 code for a protein of 238 amino acids. The record is from RefSeq and is a predicted model, not a curated record.
AGAGGAGGAGAUUCAUUCGGAAGCAGCGACGCCCUCAGCUGAUCCUCCUCACUGAACUUGUUUUCAUCGGUUCGAUCAGAGUUCAGUUUACUGACCCGGACCAGAACCGUCCUCCGAAUCCACGGCGAGCUUCUAACCAGGAGGAGGGGGAGGAGCUCUAUGGAAACGUCCCCACCUCUGGACGUGAGCUGGAUGUGAGCUGGACAUCCAGAGCCAGAGGGGAACAUGGGCAACAGCGCGCUGAAGUCUCACCUGGAGACCUCCCAGAAAACGGGAGUGUUUCAGCUGACGGCCAAAGGCCUGCAGGAGUUUCCAGAGGAGCUCCAGAGGCUCACUGCCAACCUGAGGACGGUGGAUCUGUCCGGGAAUAAGAUCGAGGUUCUCCCGGCCUCAGUCGGAAACUUCCUGCAGCUGAAAAGCCUGACGCUGAACUCCAACAAGCUGACUGGCCUUCCUGCAGAGAUUGGCAAGCUGAAGAAGCUUGAGACCCUGAGCUUGAAUGGGAAUCAGAUCCAGCAGCUGCCCCCCACCUUGGGUCAGCUCAAGGCCCUGAGGACCCUGAACCUGUCUGGGAACCAGUUCACCGAGUUCCCAGCAGGCCUGGGAACGCUGAGGCAGCUGGACCUGCUGGAUUUGUCCAGAAACAGGAUUCAGAGCGUCCCAGCAGCCGUCUUAGAGCUGCAGGCCAUCGAGAUCAACCUCAACCAAAACCAGAUCUCAGUGCUGUCAGCAGAAGUGUCCCGCUGUCCCCGUCUCAAAGUUCUGCGUCUGGAGGAGAACUGUCUGGAACUGUCCUCCAUUCCUGAGUCCAUCCUGACCGAGUCCCAGGUGUCCCUGUUCUCCGUGGAGGGAAACCUGUUCGAGGUGAAGAAGCUCAGAGAGCUGGAGGGAUAUGAAAAGUACAUGGAGCGUUUCACUGCCACCAAGAAGAAGUUCACCUGAAUCCCCGCUACCAUGACGACUCUAGACUUGGCGUCGGUCUGUAACCCACCAUACCUCCCACCCCCAUCCUGCACCAGCCGGACCUUCUUAUUGGUCUGCAGCGAGGUGCUUCCUGCAGCACUCCACACAGACACCGGACCUGCUGACACACGGAGACGGACGAUGACGGCGAGGCAGGCUCAAUACGACCCCCUUGAGAUCCAGAGCGGCUUUUUAACCAGGAUUUGCCUCCAGGCUUUAGUGUUCACUAAGCGGUGAGCGACAUGCACGUGAUGUCACGCACUUUCACAAGUCCUGAUCUCGAUGCAGAAGAGGAGAAAACAAAAAAACCAGCAGGUUUUUUUAAUCAGAGUUUUUCUCUGCAUGUUGAGACUCUGGCCCUGUGGCAGAGCUCAGGAGGCUCCGGACAUGUUGGACGCUUCACGGCUGUUUUUGUCUUGCAUGAGGUCUGGUGGCUUUAUAGUGCAGCUGCUCAGUGUGGCAUCACGUCGUACUCACCCUUUAGCAAAAACAUUAAACCGCUCCACCCCCCCCCUCUCAUGCCUUGCAGUUUUAUUUAAUCGCCACCAUCUUUAGCGCGUCCCACCAUGUGACCCCGUGAAGCUCCACCCAGCAGUGUGUGGACUCUAAAUCCUUUCUUCUUUUAGGGAGCGUUUGUGUUGCUUCUUAUUAUCCGGCAGACGUAAACAUGUAAUGUAAUGUGCAAACAGUCGAGCUGUGUUUGAGUCUCUGAACCAGACUUCUUCUGUGUCAGCUGAGUUCCUCCCACCAUCCAUAAAUUAAUAAUUCCAUGGAUUUUUUCAUAUUUUCUCAUCGGCUAUGUAUUUAUAUUUGAUAAUCCGGUUAUACAAAGACACUUCAUCAUGUAUUACAAUGAUUUAAAUCACUUUAGUUUUGGAGAAUCCCACAUCACAGGUUCCCCAAUGCUGUUGCUUAUUAAACAAAGAUGAUGAAAUAAUGUGAAAAGCAAUGAGGGGAAAACUGCAUUGAGCACAAAAAUCCCGGAUUCGUCCAGAUCAGUGCAAAAGUUUUCAUACUCCCUGGACUUUUCCACUUUACAGCCUCAACCCUCAGUGUAUUUCAGAAGAAGUGUGAUCGACCAAUCAGCUCACAGCAUGAGGAGAAUGCUGCAGGUCUCCCAGCAGACGGAGACAUUAUCUCUGUUUCAGUCAAAUCAAACAGCACUCCACAAAUUCUGUUUGAUUUUGACCUUUGACUAGGCCAUUCUAGCAUAUGCAUGCAGUUUGAUCUAAAUUGGCUCUGAUUGCAUGUGAAGGUGAACCUCCACCUCACUCUGCUAACCCUGCUUUUUAACUUCUCCAGAACUUCCUCCCUGAGCUGCUGCUGGGUUGCUGCGUCUCCACGAUGCUGCUCGUUCUCUAAUGCUCUCUAACAAACCCAGCAGCUGCAUCCAGACUCAGAUUUUAUUGCACAAAUCUGGACUCUUGUGUACAAUUAGGCGACUUCUGAAUGAAACUGGUUGUGCUGGAAUUUAUUUAGGGACUGAAGAGUUCUGCAUGUCUUUUUAGAGUUGUGGUUGCGAAGGACUUUGUGAACCGUGCCACCGUUUUCCUCCGACUCCACAGGUUUGCACUGCUCUCUGUUUGUUCAUUCACAAUAAAACGUAUUAAUGGAACGGAACUAAAAGUGGAAAAGUUGUACGUGAAACGGCCUGUGGAAGCUUUUUCAAAGUGUGUACUUCCGUUUUACCAUGACUGUUAGUAACUAAGACACUAAGCAGGUGUUUUCACUUACCUUUAUUACUUUAAAAUAAUCAACUGAAGUGAUAUUCUGUUAAAGCCAGGAUGUGUCGGUGUUUGCUCUGUAAUUGUGUUUAAACAGAUGCAUUCUGUACUCUGCUGCUGAAACAAACAGGUGGAGUGAAGGAGUGGCUCUCCAGCAUGUCCAGGGAAAUUUGUCUAUAAUCUUUUUUUUUUUUCUUGUCUUUAAUUAAAGCAGAUGCUCAACAAGUCA